AUGCCUGGAGAAGUCAUUGACCGACCGAAUCCUCGGCCAUUGCCGUCGCACCUCCCCGAUGCUGUGGAGCAGCUUGGGGUCAAACUACAACAUGUUGCCCUGGACCAACAUGCGUACGAUGCGCUGUACAAGUUCCGCCGGGCGGCGGCCUACAUUGCUGCUGCUAUGAUCUUUCUUCGAGACAAUGUGCGAUUAGAUCGCGACUUGACACACGACGAUAUCAAACCACGGUUACUCGGUCACUGGGGAACAUGUCCCGGAUUAAUCUUGAUAUACUCGCACCUGAACUACUGUAUUCGGAGACAUCAUUUGGACAUGCUCUAUGUGGUUGGACCGGGGCAUGGAGCGCCGGCUAUUCUAGCUUCCCUGUGGAUUGAAGGGUCGUUGGAGAAGUUCUACCCCGAAUAUUCCAGGGACAACGAGGGCUUGAAACAGUUGAUUUCGUCUUUCAGUACGACCGCCGGUCUCCCGAGUCAUAUCAAUGUUGAAACCCCAGGAGCAAUCCACGAAGGGGGUGAAUUGGGCUAUGCCCUGGCCGUGUCCUUCGGUGCGGUCAUGGAUAAUCCGAACCUGAUCGUUACCUGUGUCGUUGGCGACGGCGAAGCAGAGACUGGUCCCACAGCGACAUCAUGGCACGCGAUCAAAUACCUCGACCCUGCUGAGUCCGGCGCGGUCCUGCCCAUACUGCACGUCAACGGUUUCAAGAUCAGCGAGCGCACCGUCUUCGGCUGCAUGGAUAACAAAGAGCUCAUUGCCCUCUUUACCGGGUACGGGUAUCAGGUUCGCAUCGUCGAGGACAUACGCGAUAUCGAUACCGAUCUGCAUACCUCUUUGGUCUGGGCGAUCAAUGAGAUCCAUAGAAUCCAAUCGGCUGCACGAUCUGGCGAGCCGAUCAUGAAGCCUAGAUGGCCUAUGAUUGUCUUGCGCACGCCCAAGGGAUGGUCAGGGCCGAAGGAGCUGCAUGGAAAAUUCAUUGAAGGAUCUUUCCAUUCGCACCAAGUCCCUCUCCCCAAAGCCAAGUCUGACAAGGAAGAGCUCCAUGCUCUGCAGAAGUGGCUAUCGUCUUACAACCCCAAGGAGCUUUUUACCGAGAGCGGAGACAUCACCGAUGAGAUCAAGUCCAUAAUCCCCACGACGGACUCCAAGAAACUUGGGCAGCGCCCCGAGGCGUACAAGAUCUACCUCAAACCCGACCUCCCCGACUGGAAACAGUUCGCGGUGAAGAACUCGGGACAGGAAAGCUCGAUGAAGGUCGCCGGGACGCUGAUCGACCAAACCUUAGUUCAGAAUCCGCACAACGUUCGGAUGUUCUCGCCCGAUGAGCUGGAGAGCAAUAAGUUGGACGCCGCUCUCAACCACACGGGAAGAAAUUUCCAGUGGGAUCAGUUCUCCAACGCCAAGGGCGGGCGAGUUAUCGAGGUCUUGAGCGAACACCUGUGUCAAGGUUUCAUGCAGGGAUACACCCUGACCGGCCGCACGGGCAUCUUCCCCUCAUACGAGAGUUUCUUGGGCAUUGUGCACACGAUGAUGGUGCAGUACGCCAAGUUCGUGAAAAUGGCGCGAGAAACAACAUGGCACCAAGGCGUCAGCAGCAUCAACUACAUCGAGACGAGCACCUGGACUCGACAGGAGCACAACGGGUUCUCGCACCAGAACCCGUCCUUCAUCGGCGCCGUCCUGAACCUCAAACCCACCGCCGCCCGAGUCUACCUGCCCCCAGACGCCAACACAUUCCUAACCACCCUCCACCACUGCCUGAAGUCAAAGAACUACGUCAACCUGAUGGUGGGCUCCAAGCAGCCGACGCCGGUGUACCUGAGCGCUGAAGAAGCCGACAACCACUGCCGAGCGGGAGCCUCAAUCUGGCGAUUCUGCAGCACCGACGAAGGGCUCGACCCCGACGUAGUCCUGGUCGGCAUCGGCACGGAGCUCACCUUCGAGGUGGUCGCCGCGGCGGCGCUCCUCCGCCAGCGGUGUCCCGAGCUCCGCGUGCGGGUCGUCAACGUGACGGACCUGAUGAUCUUGGAGAACGAAGGGCGGCAUCCGCACGCGCUGGGCACCGAGGUUUUUGAUAGCUUGUUCACGUCCGACAGGCCCAUCCACUUCAACUACCAUGGGUACACGACGGAGUUGCAAGGUUUGCUCUUCGGACGGCCCCGUCUGGAGCGUGUGAGUGUCAACGGGUACAUGGAGGAGGGAACCACCACGACUCCGUUCGAUAUGAUGCUUAACAAUCGCGUGUCGCGGUAUCAUGUGGCGCUGGCGGCUCUCAGUGGGGCGGCCAAGCGCAACGAGAGGGUCCAGGCGCGGCAGCAAGAGCUGGCUGCUGAGUUCGAUCAGACCAUGGUCUUGACGCGGAAGUACAUUCUUGCUCAUGGGAAAGAUCCCGAUGAUACCUACGACAUGCCUUCGUUUGACUAG
Molecule: messenger RNA, 2421 nt
Organism: Aspergillus candidus
Lineage: Eukaryota; Fungi; Ascomycota; Eurotiomycetes; Eurotiales; Aspergillaceae
Product: putative phosphoketolase
Exons: 8
Coding region: 1-2421 (806 amino acids)
Biological process (GO): carbohydrate metabolic process
Molecular function (GO): aldehyde-lyase activity
Source: RefSeq, a predicted model, not a curated record